Molecule: messenger RNA, 822 nt
Organism: Penicillium macrosclerotiorum
Lineage: Eukaryota; Fungi; Ascomycota; Eurotiomycetes; Eurotiales; Aspergillaceae
Product: SDR family NAD(P)-dependent oxidoreductase
Exons: 3
Coding region: 1-822 (273 amino acids)
Molecular function (GO): oxidoreductase activity
Source: RefSeq, a predicted model, not a curated record
AUGGAUAUUUGUGGAUUUGCGUUGGUGACUGGCGCAGGGAGCGGUAUCGGCCGGGCUACGGCCCUGGCCUUUGCUCGGGCGGGAGCCGCUGGCGUAGGCUUCGCGGAUUUGAAUCUCUCCAGCGCUCAGCAGGCUGCUGAAGAAAGCAAGAAACUCGCGUCGAACACUGAAUUUAAGGCUUUGGUGUUUGAGCUUGAUGUGACAAAGGAAGAGCAGGUGGAAGCCGUUGUGGAGGAGUUGAAGCAUUCCUUUGGAAGGAUAGAUUACAUGGUCAAUUCGGCUGGGAUUGGAGUACAGAUCCCGGCGGAGAUUGCCGACGCCUCGCUGACAGAGUUCAAUCGCUUCCUGGACAUCAACGUCACAGGAUCUUUCCUCCUCACCAAGAUUGCCUCUCAAGCGAUGAAAGAGCAGGAAGCAGUGACGGUCAGCUUGGAAAAUCCCCUUCGAGGUGUGACUCGAGGCGUCAUCCUCAAUAUGGCUUCCUGUUCGUCGUACGUCGCGACGCCGUGUUUGACGCAGUACACCACGUCCAAACAUGCAGUGUUGGGGUUAACCAGAAAUGCAGCAUUGGAUAAUGCCAAGUACGAUAUACGAGUCAACUGCCUGUGUCCAUCGUGGGUCGACACGCCCAUGGUGGACCAAGCCGUGCAGGGUAAUCCAGGACUCAAGGAUUUGAUUGCAAAGGCCGUACCAAUGGGCAGGAUUGCGCAGGUGGACGAAAUCACGGAUCUCAUCCUGUUUCUGUGUAGCCCUCGAGCGAGUUAUGUCACAGGAUGUGGUUGGAUUAUUGAUGGAGGGACCACCCUGACGAGUCAUGUUUGA